GGUGGGAGGUUUAAGAUGAUUUUCCUGUGUGUCCCUCAGUCCGGUUGCUGGUUAUCUUUCAGAGCCGCGAUGAAAAUGGCCAACAUAGACCAUGUGUUUGACAGCAUGUUCACCAAUCCACGUGAUUCACUCGGAAAACCGCUGCUACGGGAUAAGGACAGUGAGCUGCUGUACUUUGCGGAUGUGUGCGCAGGUCCAGGGGGAUUCUCUGAGUACGUGCUCUGGAGGAAGCGAUGGCAUGCCAAGGGCUUUGGGAUGACUCUGAAAGGACCCAAUGAUUUCAAAAUGGAGGACUUCUUUGCAGCAUCCAGCGAACUAUUCGAGCCGUAUUAUGGUGAAGGUGGUGUGGAUGGCGAUGGCGAUAUCACACGGCCGGAGAACAUCUCAGAGUUCCGUCGCUUUGUGCUGGAGAACACAGACCGGAAAGGAGUUCACUUCCUCAUGGCAGAUGGGGGUUUCUCAGUGGAGGGACAGGAAAACCUGCAGGAGAUCCUCAGCAAACAGUUGUUACUGUGUCAGAUACUCAUGGGGCUCAAUGUCAUCAGGACAGGUGGCCAUUUUGUGUGUAAGACAUUUGACCUGUUUACCCCGUUUAGCGUGGGCCUCAUUUACCUGCUGUACAUGUGCUUCCAGCGAGUGAGUCUCUUCAAACCUGUCACCAGUCGCCCUGCAAACUCUGAACGCUACGUUGUGUGCCGAGGGCUGAAGACAGAGACUGAGGCUGUGCGUGAUUACCUCUUCGGUGUCAAUCUGAAGCUGAAUUUACUGAAAUCCAGUGAGCAAGAUGUGAGCAGUGUGGUUCCUUUGAAUAUUCUCAAAUCUGACAGCAGCUUCUACAGCUACAUGCUGCAAUCAAACAACCGGCAUGCUGCUGCUCAGGUCAAGGCUCUCGCCAAAAUCCACGCCUUCAUUCGAGAUCCGAACCUGAAUGAGACGCGACAGGCGGAAAUUCGCAAGGAAUGCCUGAAACUGUGGGGGAUCCCAGACAAGGCUCGCAUUGCUCCGAGCACCACAGACCCCAAGAGCAAGUUCUACGAACUGAUUCAGGGCACAGACAUGGAGACAUUCAGCUAUAAACCCACCCUGCUGUCUGCACAGGUCAUUGACAAGAUCAGCCACGUGUUGGACUAUCGCUGUAUGGUUGCGGGAGGCCAGCAACACUUCCUCCUUGGCAUGGGUAAGUGUCAGAUCUACCUGUGGGAUGGAGCAACCCCAAUGAGAUGGAGGAAGCUGGAGAGUUUCAAGACUGAAUUACCACGCGAUACCUUACUGUUGGUGGAAAUUAUACAGGAGCUGAAAGGAGAGGGGAAAGCCCAGCGGAGGAUCAGCUCGAUCCACAUCCUUGAUGCUCUGAUUCUCAACGGGACUGACAUUCGAGAGCAGCACUUCAACCAGAGAAUCCAGAUGGCAGAGAAGUUUGUGAAAGCUGUUUCGAAGCGGAGUCGCUCAGACAUGAACCCAAUACGAGUGAAGGAGGUCUAUCGGCUCGAGGAAAUGGAGAGGAUAUUUGUCAGGUUGGAAAUGAAGAUCACAAAGGGUUCCAGUGGAAUGCCCCGUCUCUCUUACACUGGCCGUGAUGACCGCCACUUUCUGCCCACUGGUCUGCAUAUCAUUAAAACUAUCAAUGAUCCCUGGACCAUGUGCUACAGCCGGAACUCCAAGAGGAAAUAUUUCCAUAACACCAAGUCCAAGGAAUCAACAUAUGAUUUGCCCCCAGACUCGAUCACACCGUUUCAUGUGUGCCAUUUCGAGCGCCUGUUCUGGGCCUGGGAGGAUGGGGUCCGUGUUCAUGAAUCUCAGACACGACGCAAUGUGGAGAAACUCUCCAAGGACGACGUGCUGAACUUUAUCCAGGAACAUUACCAGCCCUAGAGGCGUCUGACUAGGAGGCAAUAUCUGGGAGCCUGUCCCGGACACAGCCGGCGCUCUCACCCCUGGUCUUGCCAAUUUUGUGUCUCUUCCUCUUGCUCUUUCUCUCUCCCCCUCUCUCUCUCUCUGUAUCUGUCGGUCUGUCUGUCUCUCUCUCUCACUUUGUCUGUCUGUCUCUCUCAAUCUCUCUCUCUGUCUAUGUCUGUGUCUCUGCCUCUCGGUCGCUCUGUGUGUCUGUCUCGCUCUCUGUCUGUCUCGCCCGCGCCCUCCGUCUGGCUCUCGCCCGCGCCCUCCGUCUGGCUCUCGCCCGCGCCCUCCGUCUGGCUCUCGCCCGCGCCCUCCGUCCCCCUGAUGUGAUGACCCACCCCAUCUCUCUGUACUUCUCGCUGUCCCCACACUCUCCUUUCUAUCCAUGCGCCUCCCUAGCUUCCAACUUUUACCCUCCGUCCUGCUUUCUGUUGCCAGGAUAGAGGGCUCUAUCUAUAAUUGACUUGUGCUUCAGGAAUUGUGGACAAUAUUUGUUCAAAUUUUGUAAAGUGAAUAAAUAUGGAUUUGUGUAA
This is a messenger RNA of Stegostoma tigrinum, 2429 nucleotides long. RefSeq names its product cap methyltransferase 1 (gene cmtr1). The transcript is spliced from 17 exons. The record is from RefSeq and is a predicted model, not a curated record. Gene Ontology annotation, molecular function: methyltransferase cap1 activity; protein binding. Gene Ontology annotation, cellular component: nucleus; cytoplasm. Bases 16 to 1872 code for a protein of 618 amino acids. Gene Ontology annotation, biological process: 7-methylguanosine mRNA capping. NCBI's taxonomy places the organism in Eukaryota, Metazoa, Chordata, Chondrichthyes, Orectolobiformes, Stegostomatidae.